AACGAUGAGUCUGGGCGGCACCAGUACAGAAUCUGAUGUUUCAGAGGAUGAGUUGGAGGAUUGUCCUUUGGGUGAGGAUGAUGACUGUGACAAUGAAAGCCCUGCAAAAAUUUGUUCAGAGCGCUUAAUGUCAUCCGGCCCCAGUGACACAGAGGACAUCAAAGCAGUUAAGAGGCGUGCUCGGCCCAAGCGGUCCAAAGCACGGAAAGUCGCCGCCAACAUCCGAGAGAGGAAGCGCAUCCUGGACUACAACCAGGCCUUCAACGCCUUGCGCACUGUCCUCAAACAUGACCUUAGCGGAAAGCGUCUCUCUAAGAUUGCCACUCUCCGCCGUGCCAUCCACCACAUUUCAACACUGUCUUUAUAUCUGCGGACACAUUCAGAUACUGAACCACACGCACCUCCAUGUACCCAAACGGAGUGUUACCGGCAGCCAGAAGAGAAUGUUUCUCUGCCCAGGAAGACAGGAACUUUCCAGGAACCGAUGGAGAACUACACUACCCAUCAGCCAGAGCCUCUCAGAGUUUCUCAAGAGAUGCCUGGGAUUUUGUACCAGGACAUAUCAAACUCUGUGCCAUCUCCUCACUACAGCCACUGCGCAACCAACAGUCAGGCACACGUGAGCCAUGGAUGCUUCGGUCACCACUGGGUGGACCAAAGCAGUGAUUACAACAGUGGAGGAUGUGAACAUGGGACGAGGGUCACCUGUCAUCAGGACCAUAUGGACACUUAUGCAGACUCUGCUAACCCGUUUUUGGCUUGGCAGCUUGGUUACCUACAAUAUCACGGAUACCAGCAAUCCCUGAGUAUGCACUGA
Molecule: messenger RNA, 817 nt
Organism: Sinocyclocheilus anshuiensis
Lineage: Eukaryota; Metazoa; Chordata; Actinopteri; Cypriniformes; Cyprinidae
Product: class A basic helix-loop-helix protein 9
Exons: 1
Coding region: 5-817 (270 amino acids)
Biological process (GO): developmental process; regulation of transcription by RNA polymerase II
Molecular function (GO): RNA polymerase II transcription regulatory region sequence-specific DNA binding; protein dimerization activity; DNA-binding transcription factor activity, RNA polymerase II-specific
Source: RefSeq, a predicted model, not a curated record